AUGUCCUCCAACACCGUCAACGACAAGACCGGAAAGCCCAUCAACAUCGGUGACAUGGUCACGACGCGCAUCCGCGGCGGCAAGCGCACGGGCGAGGUUGAAGACGUGCUCCUUGACCAAGCAGACACUGACCACUACAACAACGAAGGAAACCCAAUUAAGAUCCAGAACCCGCCCAAGGUCGUCUUCGAAGACCAGCACGGGCACACCGUCUCGCAUAACCCGGAGACCCUCACGCAUGGAGUGGAACCAAAGAAAUAA
This is a messenger RNA of Peniophora sp. CBMAI 1063, 261 nucleotides long. The record is from the annotation of a GenBank genome assembly. Lineage: Eukaryota; Fungi; Basidiomycota; Agaricomycetes; Russulales; Peniophoraceae.